AUGAGGCUCAACAAGGUGGAAGUGAACCUUAUAAGGCUGCUGGAGGCCGCUCCCCGGCAGCAAAAUCAGGCUAAACUAGUCUAUGUAUCCUCUGUUCCAGUGCAGUAUGUAACCACAGCCCGGGAGCUUUUGGAGCAGCUAGGAGCUGAGACUACACCAGAAGGGAUAUCAAGCAUUUCAAAAGCUAAGCUUUCUGAGUAUUCAGAAAAGAUUGAAGCACUAGCUUCCAGGCUUGCUGCUUCAGUGCCUGAAAAUGAAAAGCAAAUUAUUGAAAGCAGAGAUGAAAUCUCUUAUGAAGACGCAAAGCCAGAAAGUCCAAUAUCUUUAUCAUCAGGACUGCGAAGGAGAUCAACAGCCCAUGCCGAAGUUGGACCACACCAUCAGGAAGGAAAAGGAGAUAUUGGAGCACCUAUAAAAUUGGAUGCAGAAGCUCAGGCUCACAUUGAGAAGCAUAGGAAGCUCCAAGAAGAUUUGACUGAUGAAAUGGUCGAGUUAGCACAGCAACUGAAGGAACGUAGCCUAAUGAUGAACCAAUCUGUGCAGGAGACAGAGAAGAUCCUUGAUUCUACCGAGAGGGCCGUCGAGCAGAGCUUGGCAAGCACGGGCCACGCAACUUCGCGAGCUGCAGAGGUCUACUCACUAGCUUCCAAGACUACGUGCUUCCAGUGGCUUCUAAUGUUUGUGAUGACCUGCAUGUUUGUAAUGGUUGUUCUGCUCAUAAGGAUCACCUGA
Miscanthus lutarioriparius is the source of this 732-nucleotide messenger RNA. Lineage: Eukaryota; Viridiplantae; Streptophyta; Magnoliopsida; Poales; Poaceae. The record is from the annotation of a GenBank genome assembly.